UCUUAUUGUGGAAUGUCGUUUUCGCUGAGUGCUUUCCCGCAGGCUGUUCUUAGCGACGUCGCGGAGAUAGCUACAAUGGAAUUGACCGCAAUAGUGGCGAUAUGCCCGGGCGCCAUUAACAUUACGUCUUCUUCUCAAGGCGCUCGCCAUCCAGAUACCAUCCCCACGAGUUCGUGAUCAUCGACACGCGUGCUCCUCGGCGCACAACCAUUGAUCGUAUUCGGAUUCUCUCGCAGCGCAAUUGCACCAGUCACAGAUCUGCCGCCCGGACUGCGAUCCUCCCUGAGAAUCCCUUCAAAUAGUUACUCGGAAGGUAUGCACACAGGUCCAACAUCCCCUUCUCCCCUUCCCAUCCGCAUCGCAUAGACUUCAGAUUGUCUCUGACCCGCCACUCGAUGAUGCACAUCAGGACUCCAAGCGACACCACUUUUGAGUUCUACGCGAUCCGCGCGUCGGUGGCGCCACGCAGGCCACGGAUUGAGCUAUCGCCCCCUUCGGAAGCGUCCAGCGCUGUCGAUCCCAUUGCGCGACUCACUCGAGAGUGUGCUGCGCUCCGCCUGCGACUGGCCACAGCCGAGCGCCGACAACGACUCCGAUUCACCGGGUCCUUCACUGCGCCCUGCUCGCCACCAUCAGCGAUCCUUGACCUUGCUCUCGAAACGGCGUCCGCACACGGAAACGCUGCUCGCGAUCAGGUCCAGAUCGGAGUGAUGAAGCUGUCGGAGAGAUAUAGAGCAUUGGAGAAGACGAUGCGGGAGAUGCAGGAGAGUCUGAGGCUGAGAGAUAGGGAGAUCGAGGCGCUAAGGGAGGAGAGAGAUCGCUUAUUGAGGGAGAGGGAGCAGACGAAGGCAGAGAGGGACCAGGCGAAGAUCGAAUGCGAUCAAGAGAGGGUGAAGAACCAUAGCCUUACGAAGGAGAUCAAGCACCUCCAAGAACAUGUGCGCUGUCUCAAGCACGGCGGAGAAGACGGGAGCUAUCAUUAUCGCAGUCGGACACCGAGUCAUAGCCGGCGUGCAGCACGUAGGAGCGAAGCGCCUUCCCCAGUGCCCCAAGGGCCAAAUUCUCAUCCCAGCACAUUCCUUGAUGUGGAAGAAAUGGCACGGGUUAAGAGUAGGGACGUUUUCCUCACCAAGACAGACAACUGGUCUGGAGCGCAGGUGAUUCAAGCCAUCGACGACCUGAACGCCGAGAUCAACCAGUUCGCCGCGUCUGCAACGGAGUCGUGCACCUUCGCGAGGCGGAGGAUGCGGAAUCCUGUGGCAAGGGGGAACGCAGAUGCUGAUGAAGAGAGCGCUCCAUGGCUUGGUGAAGCCUUCGUGCGACUGCUUGAGGCGCGAGAUCAUGCACGAGAUCCUAUACUACUGCAGCUGGCGCUGCAAGCGAGUCUGGCUACAUGCUGUGCGAGAUCGCUUGCGUUAUUCUGUGUUGGCUUCCCUUCGAAGCUGGAUUCGCUCAUGUCGCGUGUCUUGACCUACAUGCACUCUAUUGGUGCGUUUUCAUUUCGUUUGACAGAGACUGUAGAGACUAGCGCUGAAUCAGGAGUUGUCGUUUGUAGAGCCCCAAGCGACUUCAGCUCGAUGGCGGGCGUUGACGCACCGUUCUAUACGGAUGCUCUAUCCCGGCCUGGAAGUAUACGCCGUCACAGAACUUGUAGCAACGAUGCUCCGAUGGUCCGCCACCGUAUUCUCGCUCGCAGGCGCCGAGCCCUCGUCCUCUCCCGGCGCGCAGCUUCGACGCAUUGCAGAAGCGGUGUACAGGCUCGCCCGAAUAACACGGGAGGAGAUCCUGUCAACUACCUUCGAGGUCGUACUGGUGGAUACUGGAGAGACGUUCGAGGCUACACGCAUGAUAGACAAGAUGUGCGAUUACGGAGAGCAUCCGGAUGCCGGUACGAAGCCGACGAGUAUCGUUAAGGGCCGAAAGGCUGCAGGUUUUGGCCGCAAAGUCUUGUGCACCACGGAACUGGGGCUGCGAUGCGUGACGCGGAAGGGGACCAAGUCUUCGCUUGAGGAGACACAGACAGAGGAAGGCGGAUUGUUUGACAGUAGGUUGCUUCUGCUGCCGAAAGUGGUCUUGAACUCGGUGCUGGAGGCAAUAGAGCGCGGAUAGCGCUUGCGCGAGUCCUGCUAGGCGUUCGGCGGUGAUCGUGGCUUCCGUUGGAGUUAUUAUCAUAUGGAAUUUUAUUCCUCAUUGAGCGUAAAUAUCGUACUGCUGAUGUGGUGUGAAUUAUUGGGUGCGGGCGCCAGCCUCACGGCGUGUAGUGCAUCGUUGUACUUCUGUAUGCAAGGGAUCGUCGUUGAACGUGACCAGUCGAUUGUGUUGUAGCAAAUGUUUCAAUAGCGGAGUCUUGAAUGAUGAUCACUAGGACGUCCGCUAACCUGCGCGUGUGC
Molecule: messenger RNA, 2390 nt
Organism: Laetiporus sulphureus 93-53
Lineage: Eukaryota; Fungi; Basidiomycota; Agaricomycetes; Polyporales; Laetiporaceae
Exons: 1
Coding region: 396-1913 (505 amino acids)
Source: RefSeq, a predicted model, not a curated record